AUGGCUACCCCUAGUGUCCUAGCUUUUGACGCUGAGGGUCGCGCCAUUGACUUUGAGGUCUGGGUCGACGACCUGCAGCAGUUCUUACAGUGCGAUAGGGCAGACGGUCUUUCUCUCUUUGACCUCACCUCUGGCGCCUCUCCUGCCCCUGCUGCUGAUGCUGACCCUACUGUUCGCUCCCAGUGGGCCACGCGCGAUGCUGCUGCACGUCUUGCUGUGCGUCGCCACCUGCCUACCGCUGAGCGCGCGCACUUUAGUCAGUACAAGAGUGCUCAGACCUUUCGGUCGGUGCGGCGUCUGCCCCUAGCGGGAGACGUCGCUCUCGCAAGGGCAAGGGGGGCAAGGGCGUGGGUGGAGCUAGCGGGGGCGGUGGAGGUGGAGGUGGAGGCGGCUGAAGGGAGUGGGGGUGGCGGUGGGAGUGGUGGCGGGGGUGGAGGUGUCGGUGGCAGCAGUGGAGGCGGAGGCGGCGGAGGCGGCGGCGGUACUGGCGGAGGCGGCGGUGGUGGCGGAGGUGGAGGAGGCAGUGGUGGAGGUGGUGGAGGUGGUCGGGGUGGCGCUUCGCAGCGGAGCAGCACUGGUGGUGGUCACCGCCAGCAGCAGCAGCAGCAGCAGCGUUCUCGUGACAUCCCCCCCCCUCAGCAGCUCCGUGAGUGGUACACGCAGCGUCAGCGUGGUGGGGGUUUUGGUCCCUGCACCUACAUCCUUCGCACCGGCGACCGCGCGGGUGAGCAGUGUGGGGGUGCCCACCCCACCCUGCGCUGCUUUGGCCGCCUGACGGACGCUUGGCGUCAGCAGUUCCCGGAGGCCAGUGAGAUCCCCCGCUGGGGAGAGCUGUCUAGGGCAGGCGUAGCUAUCUAUGAUCUUGACUUUGAUGCUAUCCUUGCUGCCAUGUAUGCUGUGACUAUUAGUGAUGAGGGUGACUGUUACCGGUGUUUCCCGCCCGACCCGGGCAUUGGUACUGCUGCUCUAGGUGCUGGUGAGGCUGCUGCUCUAGGUGCCAGUGCGUCUGCGCUCUCAGGUACUGGUGAGUCUGCGCUCUCAGGUACUACGUCGGCUUCGGCCUCCCUCACCUUCACCCUUGACUCUGGGGCGUCUCGCUCCUUCUUUCGGGACCGCACCACACUCACGCCGCUUAGUCGGCCGGUUGCGGUGUCUCUGGCAGAUCCCUCUGGAGGUCCUGUCCUGUCUCGCUUCUCCACAGUCCUCCCGUGUCCGGCGGCUCCCUCUGACACCCUGUCCGGUCUCUACCUCCGCUUGUUCUCUACGAACCUGGUGAGUGGUGCUGACCUACAGGAUGCGGGUGUCCACCAGUUCACUCCUACGCGCCAGUGGGUGACGCACUGCACAGAGGCUAGCACAGGCCGACACCUGGCUACGUUUACCCAUCAGCCGGGGUCGAGCCUGAACACACUGACCACUGCGUCUCCUCUCGUUGCUGAGUCUGGUAGGGAAGCUACGUCGGGUCAGGUGUUUGCUGCAGCGUCCAGAGGCAUGGCCUCCCAUCUUCUUGUGUCUGGUCUCCCUCGGUCCCUCCCUCCCCUUCCUCUGGGCCCUGGCCCUACCUGUGUCCCUUGUGUCGAGGGGCGCCAGCUUGGUGCCCCUCACUCCUCCCAGUUUCCUCCGACAGAGGCCCCGUUGCAGACGCUUCACAUGGACGUUUGGGGCCCAGCCCGCGUCCGUGGACAGGGUCACGAGCGCUACUUCCUGCUCGUUGUUGACGACUACUCGCGUUACACCACAGUCUUCCCCUUGCGCAGCAAGGGUGAUGUCACUGAGGUGCUGAUCGAUUGGAUCCGCGCAGCUUGUCUCCAGCUCAGGCAGAGCUUUGGCUCGGACUUUCCUGUUCUGCGUCUGCACUCGGACAAAGGCGGAGAGUUCUCCUCUGGCCUUCUGCGAGCCUACUGUCAUGCACGAGGCAUCCGUAAGACCUUCACGCUUCCGGACUCUCCGCAGAAAAAUGGGAUUGCUGAGCGCCGCAUAGGCAUGGUCAUGGACGCCGCUCGUACGUCUAUGAUGCAUGCGGCUGCCCCCCAUUUUCUGUGGCCGUUUGCGGUCAGGUACGCGGCGCAUCAGAUCAACCUUCACCCCAGGGUCUCCAGGCCGGAGACCUCCCCAGCCCUGCUGUGGACGGGGAAGGUUGGCGAUGCGUCAGCGUUCCGGGUCUGGGGAUCUCGGGCGUUUGUCCGCGACUUGUCUGCGGACAAGCUGUCCCCUCGCGCUGCUCCUUGCGUCUUCCUGGGGUUCCCCCUUGACGCGCCCGGGUGGCAGUUCUACCACCCCACCUCUCGCCGUGUUCUGUCCUCCCAGGACGUCACGUUUGACGAGUCGGUCCCCUACUACCGCCUCUUCCCCUACCGCACUCCGUCCCUCCCCCCGCCCCCGCUCUUCUUGGUACCAGUCGAGCCUGUCGAGGUCACUGGUGACUCUGGUGCUGCUGAGGGUGCUGAGCCUAGGGGUACUGCGGGCGCUGCGCCUGGGGGUGCUCUGACUGGGGGUGCUGAGCCUGGGGGUGCUGGGCCUGGGGGUGCGGAGCCUAGGGGUACUGAGCCUGGGGGUGCUGGGCCUGGGGGUGCUACGCCUGGGGGUGCUGAGCCUGGGGGUGCUGAGCCUGGGGGUGCUGAGCCUGGGGGUGCUACGCCUGGGGGUGCAAAGCCUGGGGGUGCUGAGCCUGGGGGUGCUGGGCCUGGGAGUGCUGAGCCUGGGGUUGCUCCGCCUGGAGGUCCUCUAGGUUCUUCGGCUAAUGAGGGUGCUGCUGUCGCGGGUCCCGGAGGUGCUCGUACUGCGAGUACUGUAGCUGCUGGGCCUGCAGGUUCCACUGGAGCUGGUGCUGCUGCGGGUGUUGGAGCUGGGACUACCUCUGGCGGUCCUGCUAAGGGUGCUGCUGGAGGUUCUGGAGCUGCUGGCGGUGCUGCUGGGGCAGGUGCUCCUGCUGGGGGUACUUGUGCUGUCCCUGCUGUUUCUGGCGUCGUCGCGCGGCCUCGACCUUACUUCGUUCCACUCCUGCAGGAGGUUCUUGGUCUUCCACCUUCUAGUGGUCCUCCUCCUCCCUUAGAGGGUCCACAGCCUGUCCUGUCACAGCCACAGCUACAGCCUGCCUCCCCUUUGCCUGCUCCUUCUCCCUACGCUGGUCCUAUUGGAGGUCUUACUGAGUGUCGUGAGCCUGCGUCGCGUCCUGCGUCGCCUGUUCGUGCUGCUCGCGCUGGUGGUCGCGGUUCACGUCAGCGUCCUCCUCCUGUCCCUGGCACGCACCGGAUGUCUCUGCGUCCGUCCACUGCUCCUUUGCGUGCCCCUUUGCCUUCUCCUCCUGCGUCCUCUCUUCCUGCUCUUGCCGACCCGGAGUCAGAUUCUCUUCGUGCUGCCAGUCCUACUGUCACGCGUCUCCUUGCUACUGUUGUCACUGACCCUUCUUUCGAGUCCACUGCUGCGUCUGCCCUCGUUGCUGAGCUCGUCGACUUUGCUGCUCGCUGUCGCCUAGACUACGCUGCUAGUCUUGUCGGUGAGUCUGAGUCUGUCUGUCCUCCGUCCGUCGGGGGUGAGUGUGCCCUUGGCACGGACGUCCUUGAGGACAGGCAGGAGGAGUUCCAGUGUCUGGUGGCUGCUUCACCUCAUCUCGUGUCCGUAGUGCUUACCCCUGUGGGAGACCCGGAUGCACUUGACAUCCCGACUCCGCGCUCUUACGCGGAGGCGAUAGAGGGUCCCUACUCCUCUCAGUGGCAGGCAGCUAUGGAUGCAGAGAUGGCUUCCUGGAAGUCCACAGGCACCUACGUUGACGCUGUCCCCCCUCCUGGGGCGAACAUCGUCAGUGGCAUGUGGAUCUUCAGGGUGAAGCGGCCGCCGGGUUCUCCGCCUGUCUUCAAGGCGCGUUACGUGGCUCGUGGCUUCAGUCAGCGGCAGGGAGUUGACUACUUUCACACCUUCUCCCCCACCCCGAAGAUGACCACUCUUCGGGUACUGCUGCACGUUGCUUCUCACCGUGACUACGAGCUGCACUCUCUCAACUUCAGCACUGCUUUCUUGCAGGGCAGCCUGCACGAGGAGAUCUGGCUGCGCAGUCCACCUGGCUUCACUGGGUCUUUCCCUUCUGGUACCCAGUGGAGUCUCCGGCGUCCAGUCUACGGUCUCCGCCAGGCGCCACGUGAGUGGCACGACACACUGAGGACUACACUUGCGGCUCUUGGGUUUGCUCCUUCUACUGCCAACCCGACGCUGUUUCUGCGCACUGACACCUCUUUGCCACCGUUCAACAUCCUCGUGUACGUCGACGACUUGGUCUUUGCCACAGCUGACACUGCUGGACUCGCCUACGUGAAGUCAGAGCUGCAGAAGAGACACACGUGCACUGACCUGGGUGAACUGCGCAGCUACCUUGGCUUGCAGAUCACCCGGGACAGAGCACGCCGCACCAUUACCUUGACUCUGUCACACAUGGUGCAGCAGGUCCUUCAGCGCUUCGGCUUCACGUACUCCUCGCCUCAGGCCACUCCUCUGCCUACUCGCCACUCACUCUCAGCUCUGCCUUCGGAUGAGUCCGUAGAGUCGAGUGGCCCAUAUCCAGAGCUUGUUGGCUGCCUCAUGUACCUGAUGACCUGCACACGACCUGACCUUGCAUACUCUCUUAGUAUUCUCUCACGCUAUGUUGCUCCUGGGAGACACCGACCAGAGCACAUGGGUGCAGCGAAGAGGGUGUUGCGAUACUUGUGCAGUACGUCGAGCACGGGGCUAGUGCUUGGAGGGCGGAGUCCAGUGGUCCUCACUGGGCACGCGGACGCUCCUUGGGCUGACGACUAG
Molecule: messenger RNA, 4788 nt
Organism: Closterium sp. NIES-65
Lineage: Eukaryota; Viridiplantae; Streptophyta; Zygnematophyceae; Desmidiales; Closteriaceae
Source: the annotation of a GenBank genome assembly